AUGAAUUUAAUUGCGGGCUCGUAUGAGAAGUUCAUUUGGGGCACCAAGCUCAAGCCCCUCAAGCAUUCUCCCCAUGGCCAUACCCUAGCCCUAACCAAACUCUUCUACUACCUCUCCUACCUCUCUCCAAUCUCGUCGGUCGCGGCUGGCAACCCCGUCGCAGCCUCCAGCACCGGCGAUGCCACUGUCCACCUCUAUAACCUAACGACGGCCUCCUCCCUCGGCUCCCUCCACCACCAUUCUACUACGGUCACCGCCCUAUGCUUCUACACCCCUCCGCACCUCUCAUUCCCGCACGAUCUCCUCCUUGCUUCGAUGGACGGCUCAGUGUGCAUCUUCGACACUAAUCCCUUUGUGCACUUGAAAACAAUUAGGGUUUACAAGAAGGGCGGAGUCAAUAGCCUCUUGGUGCAUCCGUUGGGGAAGCAGCAAACGGAUAACACCUCAUAA
Messenger RNA from Syzygium oleosum, 450 nucleotides. RefSeq lists its product as uncharacterized. The record is from RefSeq and is a predicted model, not a curated record. Bases 1 to 450 code for a protein of 149 amino acids. Gene Ontology annotation, molecular function: protein binding. NCBI's taxonomy places the organism in Eukaryota, Viridiplantae, Streptophyta, Magnoliopsida, Myrtales, Myrtaceae. The transcript is spliced from 2 exons.